Salvelinus fontinalis (brook trout) is the source of this 17500-nucleotide messenger RNA. Its product is annotated as zinc finger MYM-type protein 2-like. The record is from RefSeq and is a predicted model, not a curated record. Gene Ontology annotation, molecular function: zinc ion binding. The transcript has 23 exons. The coding region runs from base 11590 to 15777 and encodes 1395 amino acids. Lineage: Eukaryota; Metazoa; Chordata; Actinopteri; Salmoniformes; Salmonidae.
ACUUUUUAUUCAAAUGUUACGGUUAGUUAGUCAAAGUUUCAGCAACAAGCUAUAUGUCCACGGGCUCCAUUGAGUCCCCUGCUAUGCUAUAAAGUCAGCAUUUGUGACGAUUUAGCAGUACAUUUUUACCCCGCUUGAGAUUUCCUCCCCCUCUCUGCCGUGGCAGGGUACUAGUUAUAUUGCCUCCGCUCUCUCGUAUUGUUUCGCUCGCUCUCUAAUGGCGGACGUGAGGCAGUGCUGCUUGCUGACGGAAGGGGGGCACAUUUUUGCCCUUGCCUUGUUGAAAAUGUUUAGUUACCCCCUCAGGUUUGGAUCAGUGUUCUAAAAAGGACAUACUGAGAGUACAUAUGUUUUUAGGUCUGUCAACUAUUUUAUUGACACAAACAGGGCAGUUUCUAGAUAUGUAACAGUAUAGCGCCCCCUUUCGGGUGGCAACUGAACGUGUAUUUUCUGUGAUUGCCCCGGAUAGUCUCUGGGGCAACUUUCCAAUUAAACGUUUACGUUACACAGGUAUCACAAAAACAAUACAUUUGUUUUGGUUUUCAGUCUGUGUUGUGAAAACAAGUAAUGUCCACUAAAUAAUAAUGUGUGAUAGCGUCUGAGCACGGUGAUCCCCCCCCCCCCCCCCUUCUAGCUAGCUAUGUAACGUUAGCCUAUCAUCACAUUGACAUUUGAAGCAGGGUUGAGUGGUACUGUAGAAACGUGAAUAAUACGUUGCUUAUGCUGCUAAACAUCACAUGGGUCGCGAAGAACUUGUGAUAUUUUUUUCUGUAAUAACAAUGGCGCAGUCUCGUUGGCUCGACACCAAGUUCGCCGCUAAUCCAUUCCGUGGAAGGCCGGGGCAGCAGGGGUGGGAACGGAAUUGAACCACGUUUUGUGGUCCUCAAGUUAGCUCACAGACCCCAUCUCCCCCGCUCCUCUGUUAUCGGGAAUCAAUUAAUUAUAUUUGUCAUCGGUCUAUUGUCCACCUAAAGUUUUGGAACAUUUGCUCUAAGUUUUCUGAAUAAAAAUGAUAGCAUGGCGGGUUGACAUCGUUAUCCAGUUGUCUUGAGUGGAGCCGGAGGAGCUGUGGUCCUCGCGAUUGAACAGAGGUUUUACCCGGCUUGUGUAGUCAAGGGCACGGCCUGAUGGGGAGAGAGGGAGAGCUUUGGGCCAAAUGUGGUAGGCUUUUCAUGUACUGAGUCACAUCAUUAGGGAGCAUCAACUAUUAGUAGCCCCAAACAUGGGUCUUGGUGGCAAUAAAUUAUAUAAAUGAUUUGAGUUGCAUUCGCAGUCUAGCAGCAGGAAUAGAAUAGUUUGUAAUAUGGCAUAUCCAGGUGUCUGGUAGCUGCUUCACUGUGCAUCAUGCAUCAGUCAUAAACAGUGGCUUGAGCGUUAUAUAAUAUGACCAAAUGGUAAUUAUGUUGAGCGUAGAAGAGUACCAGGGACCACCCGGGGUAUGAUGAUGGCAUGGGCAUGUGCUUGUCGUAAUUACAUCAUACCUAAGUCACUCCCCAUGAUUUAAUGGAAAUUGUGCCGUUUUAGCUGUAUGCUGUGCUGCCAGUUUGCAGAUAAUGUAUGACACUGUGGCCUGUGUACAGUCUGUCUAAUGCAGUGCUUCAGUGUUCAGUUCGAAUUCUGAAUGUCUCUAACCACACCUCUAUUAUGAGGGUAGAGGCAUCAUCUGAUAAGUCUUGUUGGCAGAACGUUGACUGUCCAAGCUCUUUGCAGGAAGUAGACACGUGAAUGAAGACCACAUUCACAGUGCUGCACUGCAGUCUGGAGUCUAUUUGCUCCUUGCUGUAUCAGUGACUUGGUUCUAGCACAUAUCAACAUAUGGGUUGUUUUGCUAUUUAUUUUUGCCAUUUUGAUAUGAAUAAUGCAUGUUGUUACUUUUAAUGUAUAGAACCCACAACAACCAUAUGGAUACUAUUUAACACCUGUCCACCCCCCUUCAACCACUAUUGCAAAAGUAUUGAGCAUAGCUGGCAGAUUGGCUUUAUAAGGAUGUGGAGUAGAGCCCCCACUGUCCUAUAUGACAUUUGUAGAAGCCUUUUUUCAAAACAUGAAUAAACCGAUUAGGGAUCUUGAACACCACCCCACUUCAUUUUCCUGUUGCAUUUUCUGUCACAUAAGUGUGAGAAGAAGAAUUACAGCAGAGAGAUUGGUCAGAACUUCUGAUUUCAUCAAGCAUGCAAACAAACAAAUCUUGGAAUUUAAUUUAUCAAAUGGAAAGGAAACAACUUUUUUCCUGGGUAUUAAUUAAAUGGGAUUUUUCUCAACGUGUCACAUUAGAUUCAACUAGGCUACUUGAUUUAGCACCCAAUUGGUAACUUUUUAAAAGGACGUGGUCCAUAUUAUCAGAUAUGUUAUUAGCAAUAAGCAUGAUGACCUGUAACCCAACUGAAUCAGCAUAGUGGCUAUAAAUAAAUAGGCUGAAGCAUGGGAUUGCCUAUCUGCAUUUACCCUGUUGGGCUAAUCAUUAGUAGAGUCCUGCAUUGGGUCAGAUACCCAUGGGUGAGCCACAAAAAAAUCACCUGGCGGGUGGAAUUAAAACAUUCUUUCAACCCUUGGGUUGGCUAGCAGUUUAGAAUAAUUACAUUUUAAAUCAAGAUAAUACACUUUGUUUUAAAUGCAGCAGCUUGUUGUUUUGCAUUGUGAUGCGAAUUCUAUUCUGUGCAAGGCAGACAAAACAUGCUGACCACAACGGUCGUGUCGCGUGUGCGUGCGUUGCCAAAUAAAUGUACACAUACGUGUUAUUCAAUCAUUGCACCCACACUGCUUGCGCGCCUCAGCGAUCGUCUGUGUGGCCAGGUGCUGCAAUAGAAAUCGGUUCUAUUUGUGAUCCUCAAUGCGCUGCAAGUCCGCCCUCUCCCAUCGCCUCAUUGGUUUUUAAGAGCAUAUACCCACAUAGGUGAUUGAAAGAUGAACUGACAUCCACACUCCAGUCGUUGUAGUAAUGCACCGUAAAGUUGGUUGCCAACCACCAUAUAAAGUCCAAAGAAGUAAAAAAGAAGCCUGAGGAAGGAGGAGAGAUGACAAAACGGUAAACCGAAUUCCUUUCUCAUCUGCGGAUUUAUUGUCAGAGUAGAGGACCUUGUGCAUUUCAGGUCAAAUAACAACCCAAUGUUUAUAUCCCAGGGCAAAUUAGCUAGCAACAGCAAGCUAGCUAGCUAAAAUGCCAUAAAUGUUUAAUGCUUUUUGACCUGUCCCCAAAUUAAUAUAAUUGGUUCAGAGUUUGUUUUGAUAUUUCAACCUGCGUGUCCUGAUCGCUUCUGGUGUGGGUGAACAAAAUCAACUUGCGCGUGAUGGCGCACACGCGCGUCCGGUUUGGUCAGCAUGCUACCAGCCAUGCACACAUUGAGAUGUGGAGCCAGGAACUGUCCCCUAUUUGUGUGGUGCUAAAACGUGUCUAAUUUGUCCACGCGCAGAGCUUAUGUUCCCUCUCCCCACGUGAGAAUAUGACACAUUGCCAAGUUCACUUUCCCUAUCCAGAGAAAUAAAAAGAAAGGUUAUGAUAAGGGAAUAGACUGCAACACCAUCGUUGAAACAUGCUGCGUGAGUAAAAUCCCCCGUUUGGAAGGACAUUAACGGGGUAGAUAAAUACACAGCCUGCACAAAGUUUUUGAUAAUUCAGUUAAUUAUCAGUUGUUUAUUACAUUAAUUCAGGCUUUCAUUCAUUAGACCAAACGCAGGCCAUAUAAAGUGUAAACCGCUACUGCUGGUAAAAGUUUGAGUGGCAUACUAAAUAAAUGUAGCCUAUUUUUGAAGCCUAUAUUUGAUUCUCUUAACCUCGAGAGGAAUAUUUAUCUCACAUAGAACACACAACAAGCCGGCUAGGCAAAUAGAUAAACUAUUCUACUAUGGGGUUGUAUGAUUUUUCGAUUCAUUACUCAUUUUGUUUGCAGAGGAAAAGUAAAUGUAGACUGUUCCAGCAUCUUCAAAGUGCGCGACGGUAUAAAUAUUUUUCCAUAUUCUAUACUUUCUUUGGGGUGGCGCAGUGCCACAGCUAAAUGACUGCAGCGAAAACACUGAUGUUUACUAAACUCAGCAAAAAAAGAAACGUCCCUUUUUCAGGACCCCGUCUUUCAUAGAUAAUUCGUAAAAAUCCAAAUAGCUUCACAGAUCUUCAUUAUAAAGGGUUUAAACACCUGCACAGGAUCGGUACAUCUGAACAUCACACCUGCGGGACAAGUACAGGAUGGCAACAACAACUGCCCGAGUUACACCAGGAACACACAAUCCUCCGUCAGUACUCAGACUAUUCGCAAUAGGCUGAGAGAGGCUGGACUGAGGGCUUGUAGGCUUGUUGUAAGGCAGGUCCUCACCAGACAUCACCGGCAACAACGUCACCUAUGGGCACAAACCCACCGUCGCUGGACCAGACAGAACUGGCAAAAAGUGCUCUUUACUGACGAGUCACGGUUUUGUCUCACCAGGGGUGGGACAGGGAUUCACGUUUAUUGUCGAAGGAAUGAGCGUUACACCGAGGCCUGUACUCUGGAACGGGAUCUAUUUGGAGGUGGAGGGACCGUCAUGGUCUGCGGGGCGAUGUGUCACAGCAUCAUCGGACUAAGCUUGUUGUCAUUGCAGGCAAUCUCAACGCUGUGAGUUACAGGGAAGACAUCCUCCUCCCUCAUGUGGUACCCUUCCUGCCGGCUCAUCCUGACAUGAACCUCCAGCAUGACAAAGCCACCAGCCAUACUGCUCGUUCUGUGCAUAAUUUCCUGCAAGACAGGAAUGUCAGUGUUCUGCCAUGGCCAGCGAAGAGCCCGGAUCUCAAUCCCAUUGAGCCCGUAUGGGACCUGUUGGAUCGGAGGGUGAGGGCUAGGACCAUUCCCCCCAGAAAUGUCCGGGAACUUGCAGGUGUCUUGGUGGAAGAGUGGGGUAACAUCUCACAGCAAGAACUGGCAAAUCUGGUGCAGUCCGUGAAGAGGAAAUUCUCUGCUGUACUUAAUGCAGCUGGUGGCCACACCAGAUACUGACUGUUACUUUUUAUUUUGACCCCCCCCCCCUUUGUUCAAGGACACAUUAUUAAAUUUCUGUUAGUCACUUGUCUGUGGACCUUGUUCAGUUUAUGUCUCUGACUCAGUUGUUGAAUCUUGUUAUGUUCAUACAAAUAUUUAUACAUGUUAAGUUUGCUGAAAAUAAUGCUGUUAACAGUGAGAGGACAUUUGUUUUUUUGCAGAGUUUAUGUUGUCAUAACAGAAUGGCCAUUCAGUUGUGUUCAGCUUUGGUCUUUGGGGGUGUCAAUCACAAUCAUAAAAGGCUGUAUAACAUGGCUUGACAUAAACUUUUUUAGCCACUUGUUCUUCGGGUAAGUAGGACUGAUGUUUUUACUUAUCCGAAAGCUCAAGUCACUUGUCCAAAAAUAAAAAUGGUCCGUUACACCAUGGGCCAAAACUCUGACUGAAAAUUGUGUUGUAUGAUGCAAGGAACCACUUCAGAAAAUAACCUUCAUUAUUAUCACUGUUAUUGACACAAUGAAAGGCUACUGGUCUCUGAUCCCAUGUAUUAUAUCUCCUGCCGUUAUGGCCUUGAGCAAGGUACUUAACCCCCCACAAAGUAAAAUAUUGCACUGAUAGGCUACUGUACAAAACACAUGUGGUCCGUCAACCCUCCAUCUGGAGAGCUACUGGGUGUGCAGGCUUUUGAUCCAUCCUGCUCGUCCUGUUGAGCAGCUGAUUUUAUUUUAUUUUUUUACAAUGUGGUGUGUUCGAGCAGGGCUGGAGCAAAAGCCUGGACUCUCCAGGAAUGUUGGCCACCCUGCAACAUUACAAUUACAACCAAAUAUGUUUUUAUUAAAUAAUUCCCCCAUUCAAUGAAUCAGGGAUCAAAUUAAUAAGGUGGGCAAGGUAGUUAAUUAAGAUGUUUAUCUAUUUGUAAAGUGAAAAUAUUCAAUGUUCAGGGGAGAUCUUGGCAGCAUAGGAGUUACUUGUCAAUCAGGCUAUUCAAAUAAUAUUUUUUAACUUGGUCAGAAAUACAUGGCCAGUAUUGAAGAGAGGAGAAUCCUAGCCAAUUUUGAGCACUUGAGAGACUGUUUUACAACCGGACUAGUAUCCACUAUUGGUUUCAUCAACUGCGUUUUGUCCAUUUACAGUUAUACAGGAGUGCGGUAGAAAGAUAUUUUAGGACAUCAGACAUGACAAUGACCUUAACUAUUUAGCUAUUAACAUGCAUUAACUCUAAAGAUAACCAGCCAAACUACACUAUGUUUUGAAUUUGUUGUCUAGUUAGUCGGUUGUAUAUCUUUGUUUUACCUGCUGCGCAAUGUCUCUCUCUAUCUCUCUCUCUCUCUCUCUCGCAAUUCAAUUCAAGGGCUUUAUUGGCAUGGGAAACAUAUGUUAACAUGGCCAAAGCAAGUGAAGUAGAUAAUAAACAAAAGUGAAAUAAACAGUAAAAAUUAACAGUAAACAUUACACUCACAGAAGUUCCAAAAGAAUAAAGACAUUUCAAAUGACAUAUUAUGUCUAUAUACAGUGUUGUAACGAUGUUCAAGGGGGAAAUAAAUAUGGGUUGUAUUUACAAUGUUGUUUGUUCUUCACUGGUUGCUGUUUUCUUGUGGCAACAGGUCACAAAUAUUGCUGCUGUGAUGGCACACUGGUAUUUCACCCAGUAGAUAUGGGAGUUUAUCAAAAUUGGGUUUGUUUUCAAAUUCUUUGGAUUGUGUAAUCUGAGGGAAAUAUGUGUCUCUAAUAUGGUCAUACAUUUGGCAGGAGGUUAGGAAAUGCAGCUCAGUUUCCAUCUCAUUUUGUGGGCGGUGUGCACAUAGCCUGUCUUCUCUUGAGAGCCAAGUGUACCUACGGCGGCCUUUCUCAAUAGCAAGGCUAUGCUCACUGAGUCUGUACAUAGUCAAAGUUUUCCUUAAGUUUGGGUCAGUCACAGUGGUCAGGUAUUCUGCCACGGUGUACUCUCUGUUUAGGGCCAAAUAGCAUUCUAGUUUGCUCUGUUUUUUUGUUAAUUCUUUCCAAUGUGUCAAGUAAUUAUCUUUUUGUUUUCUCAUGAUUUGGUUGGGUCUAAUUGUGUUGCUGUCCUGGGGCUCUGUGGGGUCUGUUUAUGUUUGUGAACAGAGCCCCAGGACCAGCUUGCUUAGGGGACUCUUCUCCAUGUUUAUCUCUCUGCAGGUGAUGGCUUUGUUAUGGAAGAUUUGGGAAUCGCUUCCUUUUAGGUGGUUGUAGAAUUUAACGUCUCUUUUCUGGAUUUUGAUAAUUAGCGGGUAUCGGCCUAAUUCUGCUCUGCAUGCAUUAUUUGGUGUUUAUGUUGUACACUGAGGAUAUUUUUGCAGAAUUCUGCAUGCAGUCUCAAUUUGGUGUUUGUCCCAUUUUGUGAAUUCUUGGUUGGUGAGCGGACCCCAGACCUCACAACCAUAAAGGGCAAUGGGCUCUAUAACUGAUUCAAGUAUUUUUAGCCAGAUCCUAAUUGGUAUGUCAAAUUUUAUGUUCCUUUUGAUGGCAUAGAAGGCCCUUCUUGCCUUGUCUCUCAGCUCGUUCACAGCUUUGUGGAAGUUACCUGUGGCGCUGAUGUUUAGGCUGAGGUAUGUUUUGUUUUUUGUGUGCUCUAGGGCAAUGGUGUCUAGAUGGAAUUUGUAUUUAUGGUCCUGGCAACUGGACCACAAAUACUCUCCUCUGGUAACCUCCCGCUGGCACACAUGCAGGUGAUGCACACACCAUGACUUUUCUAAGAUUUUCAUUUACCAAAAAUUUGCUCAAACUGGGCAAAUAACUCGCUAGUAAUUAUUAUCAACAAAUGUGCCAACGUGGCUCACUUUGAUCUCAAACACAUCUCGCGACUGCAUGAUUGAAAGACUGCUGGUGCCUGCCAAUGCAGGCCUAUAAUAAUUAUACUCCGAUGUGCUCUGCAGAGAUUGGGAGAACAGUGAGCAAAACAUUGCAUCAAUUCUGAUCCAAUUAUGAUCGGAGUAGCCUAUUUGUUUGAUAUUGUGAUUUGUUUUUGCAUGAAUUAUUUUCUUGUUCAUUCAGACAACUUAAAUCUGGUGUCCAACAUUUUUUUUUACUUGCCCCAGGCAAGCGGACAAACGUUAAUAUCGAGCCCUGCCGUGGCAACUACAAUCAGUUGCAGUCUACAAUCAUAUUUGAUAUAGUGGACUGGAUUAUGCACUGCGUAUACAAAACAUUAAGAACGCCUGCUUUUCCCAUGACAUAGACUUACCAGAGGAAUCCAGGUGAACGCUAUGAUCCCUUAUUGAUGUCACUUGUUAAAUCCACGUCAAUCAGUGUAGAUGAAGGAGAGGAGACGGGUUAAAGAAGGAUUUUUAAGCCAUGAGACAAUUGAGAGAUGGAUUAUGUCUUGCCCAUUCACCCUCUGAAUGGCACAGAUACAAAAAAUGUAAGUGCCUUUGAAGGGGGAAUGGUGGCCAGGCACACCGGUUUGUGUCAAGAACUACAACUCAACAAUUUCCCAUGUGUAUCAGGAAUGGUCCACCACCCAAAGGACAUCCAGCCAACUUGAAACAACUGUGGGAAGCAUUGGAGUCAACAUGGGCCAGGAACCCAAUGGAACGUUUUCGACACCUUGUGGAGUCCAUGCCCCAACGAAUUGAAGCUGUUGUGAGGGAAAAGGGGCCGUGUGCAACUCAGUAUUAGGAAGGUUUUUCCUAAUAUUUGGUAUACUCUGUACAUGUACCCAAACUGGAGAAUGAAUGUAGCCAGGUAGUGCUGCAUUUCUCCUCCGGGUUUGGCGCCUAGUGCCUAGUACUGAACGUGACCCUGAUGUCUACACAGUAAAACCAACCUCCAUGGUAUUCUCCUGAUCACUACGGGUCAGUAACCAAAGGUGUUGCAUCUCUUGGCAACAGAGUUGGUAAAGGUGGAUUUAGUUCCACCCUCGGAACACGGACGUAUGGCCCCUUAUAAAUAUUGAUUAAUCGGGCGUGCACAUCUCCACCUUUCAACAUGUGCACAGCCCAUGCGGUCUCUGACACAGCCAACACUCCGUGAUUUGUAAACAAACCAAACAGCCAGGCUCAGGGAAGCUUAGCUAUGGAGCACAGCACUGUUAAUGGUAACGUUAGCUUUGACAUGGUGAAUGACCAUCCACUCUCCUCCUCCCUCGUCUGAAUUUAAUGAUCAAGGAUGAAUACAGAGUUUGCAGUAAUACUGGAGUUUUACCAGCAAAGCUAGAGGUUAGCUAACCUAGCUACUCCCUGGACCAAAAAAGCUAGCUAGCUAGCUACUGAUAACUAUUAGCAACUGUGGAUAUUUGGUUACAAAGCAGCAGCGCCCCUUGCAUUAAGGCGUUAGAAAAAUAUAUAUAGUUUAUUAGGUACACCCAUCUAGUACCUGGUUGGACCCCCUUUGCCCCCAGAACAGCCUGAAUUCUUUGGACAUGGAUUCUGUAAGGUGUUGGAAAUGUUCCACAGGGAUGUUGGUCCAUGCUGAUGCGAUGGUAUCAUGAAGUUACGACGGCAUCAUGCUGCGAACAGCCCGUUCCAUCCAAAGAUGCCAAAGAUACUCUAUUGGGUUUGGUCAGCAACAAUGUUCAGAUACGCUAUGGCGUUCAUUCGUUGCUUAAUUGGUAUCAAGGGACCUAACAUGUGCCAGGAAAACAUUCCACACACCAGUACACCACCACCACCAGCCUGUACCGUUGACACCAGGCAGGAUGGGUCCAUGGACUCAUGCUGCUUAUGCCAAAUCCUGACUCUGCCGUCAGCAUGACGCAACAGGAACCGGGAUUCGUCGGCCCAGGCAAUGUUUUUCCACUCGUCUAUUGUCCAGUGUUGGUGAAGCCGCUUAGCUGAUAGGAGUGGAACCCGGUAUGGUUGUCUGCUGCAAUAGCCCAUCCGUGACAAGGAUCGAAGAGUUGUGCGUUCCGUGAUGCCAUUCUGUGCACCACUGUUAUACUGUGCCAUUAUUUUGUAUGUUUGUGGCCCGACUGUUAGCUUGCAUGAUUUUAGUUGGUUAUGUAAACAUUAUUAGAACAGGCAUUGAAUGAUAAACAGAACAAAACGUGGUACCAUUCUGUGAUAUUUUUCAAAAACAAUUUCAUCCACUUCCUCACUUUGUCAAUAUUACAAUAUUGCUGCUUGCUCAGCCCCUGUCCUAGGUCUGCAUCACACAGCCCGGGAGGACUCAGUCCUGUAAGACACAUGAAACACAUAUAGUCUGGUCCAUACAUUACCCACUGUGCACAUCAACACCUGGGUCAAGCCACCCAUGAUUGUCCAGUUUUGUUCUUGUCCUGAUUCUGCUUUACUUGAGUUAUGAUGUUAUUUUCAGUGGCAGGCCUGCACUCUGGACAAACUUCAGUGAGGCUGUUGACUCCUGAAACACAGACACAAAGGUGGAGUUAGUGAAUAGUCACAUAGUCUGUCAGUCAUGGAUCAAUGUAUAUCCUAAGUUCUAUGAAUUUGACAAUGACAUACUCAAGCAUUCUCUGUGGAGAGGAAGGUGUCUGGCCAUUUUACCUUUAUUUAACUAGGCAAGUCAGUUAAGAACAAAUUCUUAUUUACAAUGACAGCCUAAGAACAGUGGGUUAACUGCCUUGUUCAGGGGCUCAGGGAUUCGAUUUAGCAUCCUUUUGGUUACUGGCCCAAAGCUCUAAUUACUAGGCUACCUGCCGCCCCAUGGUUUCACUUCUGUGGCCAUGCAUAGCAGAGGGGGGUUGGGGAUGGGUAGCCUAAGAUAAAAUGGCACAUAGGCAGCAACAAUAUUAGUUCUCACAUUUUGGUUGCUGUUGGAAUGUUAUUCUGCUAAACACAGAAGUGCAACAUUGCGGGAUUAACUAAUUUCACCAGCUAUAUACACCCAAUCUCUCAUCAUUGAUAGCAAGCUAGCUUGCUAAUUAAAACAUAACUAUGUUUUGUCCUUACAACUUUACCUGAACUGUAGUUUUUAUAUUACUUUUCAGUAUUUUGUGUCACAUUGGCCAGCAAGCACACAUUCCCUUUGAUAGCUAUGUUUAUUACUGUGGAGACAACUUGCCGUUUUAGAGACAGCUUCAUGUUUUGUAACAUGAAAACGGUGUAGUCGCGUUAGUACUUGUAAAGCAGUGAUUUACUCUGUGCCUUCAGAAAGUAUUCACACCCCUUGAGUUUUUCCACAUUUUGUUGUGUUACAGCCUGAAUUUAAAAUUAGAUUAUUUUUUUUUCACUGGCCUACAUACAAUACCCCAUAAUGUCAGUGGAAUUAUGUUUUUAGACAUUUUUACAAAUUAAUGAAAAAUGAAAAGCUGAAAUGUCAGUGCAAUAUUUUACUUUGUGGGGGGUCAAUAAAUAUUCAACCCCUUUGUUUUGGCAAGCCUAAAUAAGUUCAGGAGUAAAAAUUUGCUAAAGUCACAUAAUAAGUUGCAUGGAUUCACUCUGUGUGCAAUAAUAAUGUUUAACAAUUAUAUAUAUCUUUUUUGUGUUUUACCCUCUUCUUCUUCCCAAUUUUGAUCUCGUCUCAUCACUGCAACUCCCCAAUGGGUUUGGGAGGCGAAGGUCGAGUCAUGCGCCCCCUGAAACAUGACCCGCCGAACCGCGCUUCUUAACACCUGCCUGCUUAACCCGGAAGCCAGCCAAUUGUGCUCCACCCUAUGGGACUCCCGAUCACAGCCAGUUGUGAUAGCCCAGGAUCGAACCCGGGUGCAGGACAGGUGGUAGCAGCCUAAAUGAUGGAUGGGGAAUUGGAGCCCAAGCCUGGGGUAGUGGAGGGGAGCACAACCCCAGCCCCAGAAGAGGAACCCAUGGACACAGACACCACUCGCUCCUCAGAGAAAACCACACCCCCCACUGGAUCCCAGGCUCCCGUCACCACGGUAACAGAGGAACCCUCCAGGGUUCCGGAGAACAAUGAUGAUGAUGUGGUGCUGGUGGAAGAGGCCCCAUCUCCCUCAGGGAAACAGCCCCCCACCCCCUCUGCUACUCCUCCUUCCCAUGCUGGCACCCCCGCAGACUACACUGAGCCACGCCCCUCAGAAACAGAAACCACGGCAACGGUAAACACGACAACCGUCGCAGCAGCAGCCCCCUUAAAAAAAAACAGUCCACCUGCCACCUCAUCAGCACCAUCCACAGAGCCCAUCGUCAUUGACGAUGAGGAGGAUCCCGGGCACAGAGACUCUUCUUUACUGGCCACAGCCGGAGGCCCCUCCUCUUCGUACAGCGGAGGUAUCCUGAGCAGCACGGAGCCGGACUCUGAGAUAAAGAUUGGCAACGUCACAACGCUGGGGCCCUCUGCCGUCGCCACAGCAGCCGAGUCAGUGGCAGAGCCUGAGAGGGACAUGAACCUGAUGAUCACCAGUGUGACGUCGCUGCAAGGCGGGGUGGGGGUCGGGGGGUCGGGUGUAGUGGAGAAGGGCUUGCAGAUUAGCAGCACCUUCAGUCUGAACCCUGAGGCCCGGAGCUCCAUCAGCACUACCAGGCCCCCGGCCACUUUCAACCCUGGCAGAGUCAGCAACACCUCCACCACUAGCCAGCCUGUACAGAACGGAGACACAGGAACCCACCAGAGGCCUGAUUCGUGGAUAUCCCAGUCGGCCUCGUUCCCACGGAACCAAAAACAGACGGGGGUGGACUCUCCGUCACCAACCGCCUCUCUGCCCAAACCGCCCGGGCCCUCCCCCUCUGGCUCCCAGAACCCCCCUCGCACUGUCAAGGUGACCUGCGCCAAUUGUAAGAAGCCUCUGAAGAAAGGCCAGACGGCCUACCAGCGGAAAGGAUCCACUCACCUGUUCUGUUCCACCACCUGCCUCUCUGCCUUUUCACACAAGCCCACCCCCAAGAAGAGCUGCACCAUGUGCAAAAAGGACAUCACUACAAUGAAGGGCACGAUAGUGGCACAGGUGGACUCCAGUGAGUCGUUCCAGGAGUUCUGCAGUACAGGCUGUCUGGGAGCCUACGAGAACAAACAGAACCCACCCAAGUCCUCUCUCAAAACCAAGUGCACUGUGUGCGGAAAGCUCACUGAGAUCCGCCAUGAGGUGAGCUUCAAGACGGUCACCCAUAAAAUAUGCAGCGAUGCCUGUUUCAACCGUUACCGCAUGGCCAACGGGCUCAUCGUGAACUGCUGUGAGCAGUGUGGUGAAUAUCUGCCCAGCCGCGCCACUGCCAACCACUUUCUCAUCAUCGACGGCAAGCAGAAACGCUUCUGCUGCCAGAACUGUAUGCAGGAUUACAAGCAGAUAACACCCCACUCUAAAAUGACAAUGUGUACUGGCUGUAGUGCCAUGGUCAGGUCUAGUGAAGUCACUCACUGCAUCGGGGCCAGCGGCACCAUGGAACCAUACUGCUCCACAGCCUGCAUGAACAAGACCAAGAUCGCCAGACCCAUUACCACUGUCCUCGACUCGGAGCCCGCAUGCCACUUCUGUAAGAAGACAUCGUUACCUCAGUACCAGGCCACGCUGCUUGAGGGGAAUGUCCUAAACUUCUGCAGCUCAACGUGUGUUACCAAGUUUCAGAAUGCAAACAUUCAAACAGUAACCAAUGGACAGGCUCCCCUGUCUACAACGAACCACAACAUCCAGCUCAAAUGUAAUUACUGUCGAGGAGCAUUCAGCCUGAAGCCUGAAACCCUGGAGUGGGAGGAUAUAUAUCAAGUGGUCAAGCCUCAACUAAAUAUGCAGGAGCAUUCAACAUUGUGUGGGUAUGUAUUUUCCCCCCAGGAUAAAGUGUACCAGUUCUGCAGUAAGAUAUGUUGUGAGGACUACAAGAAGCUGCACUGCAUCGUCACCUUCUGCGAGUACUGCCAGGAGGAGAAGACGCUCCACGAGACGGUCAAGUUUUCUGGGGUCAAGAGGCCCUUCUGCAGCGAAGGUUGUAAGCUGCUGUUCAAGCAGGACUUUGCCAAGCGGCUGGGUCUGAAGUGUGUCACCUGUAACUACUGCACUCAGCUGUGUAAGAGAGGAGUGACCAGGCAGUUGGCUGGGGUGUCCAGGGACUUCUGCAGUGAAACCUGCGCCAAGAAGUUCCACGAGUGGUACUACAAGGCGGCGCGCUGUGACUGCUGUAAGGUGCAAGGGAACCUGACUGAGUCGGUGCAGUGGAGAGCAGAGAUGAAGCACUUCUGUGACCAGCAGUGUCUCCUCCGCUUUUACUGCCAGCAGAACGAACCCAACCUGGCAACGCAGAAGGGCCCAGAGAACACCAGACUUGGAUUUGGAAUACAAACUGAGGCAACCAACAUUGCGAUGUUGAGUCAGCCGUACACCGGUGGAGGGAUCCUAAAGGAUGUGAAGAAUAAAGCUGUACUCUGCAAGCCUCUCACUAUGACCAAGGCCACCUACUGCAAACCACACAUGCAGAGCAAGCUCCUACAGACAGAUGAGGAUGACUGGGUGAAGAGGGAGUACAUUCCCGUGCCCAUCCCUGUACCUGUGUUCAUCCCAGUCCCCAUGAACCUCUACGCCCAGAUCACACCCAUUCCCAUCACACUACCCGUCCCGGUUCCAGUGCCAGUGUUCCUACCCACCACACUGCAGGGCACAGAGCAGAUUGUCCAGACCAUCAACAAGCUGAAUGCCAAAGUCCCCACUGACCCCCAUGAGGCGGACCUCUCCAUGGCUGAGAUGAUUGCAGAGGACCAGAAGCCAGAUGUGAAGGUGAAGAGGGAGCAAGGAGAGGGGGGGGGCAGGUCCAGCAGCAGCAGCUCCAGUAACAGCAGCUCUGAAUCGGAGGCUGAGGAGGAGAAGUAUGAACCAGAUCUGGACCUGGAGAACGACUUUCCUCAAGACCCUUUUCCUACGCUCGAGAGCCUGGACGUGGAUAUGGGGUUCACCCUGCCCCCUCUCCUGGCUGAGGAGAAGGAGGAGGUACCCAGAGCCAGGAGACAGGGACAUAAGAGGCGAGCUGUAGAGGGAGACCCCUCUCCCCCUAUGACAGAGAGGCGCUCGCUACCCCUGAGGUCUCACUACGGGGUCAACGCCUGGAAACGGUGGGCGCUGUCCUCGGCUGACCAAUCAGGUGACGCUAAAGGGAAAGACCGCCUCAAGCAGGAAUCUCCACUGGCCCGGUCGAAGAGUAACCUGCUCUCUCUGAAAGCGUCAGAGCUCAGCCUGGCCCUGUCCCGAUUCGUCCGUGAGGUUCGGCGGCCCAACGGAGAGCGCUACGCCCCCGACAGCAUCCUCUACCUCUGCCUGGGAAUCCAGCAGCAUCUGCAGGCCAAAGGCAGGAAAGAUGAACUGUUCAGUGACCCGUGUUUCGAGCCGUUUGGAGAGGAGCUCAACAAGGUCCUCAAAGACUGGCAGCCCAGCGUGAUGCCAGAUGGUGCUCGGUGGGGCUGUGUGGAGGAGCAGUGCCUGUGGAGCUGUAAGCUGCUGGGGGAGCAGAGUCCUGCGGCAUUGCUGCGCUCCCUGGUCUAUCUCAACACCAAGUACUUUGGCCUGCGCACCGUGGAGCAGCACCUGUGCCUCUCCUUUAGUAACGUCUACGGGCCAGACCACACAGACCCAGCCACACAGGAAACCACUGUCUGCAUCCGAGUCCCCUCCAUCUCCUCACAGGACCACCCCUUACAAACAGGGUCCAGGAAGAGGAAACGUAAAGAGGACAGUGACCCGGCCUAUGAGCCAGAUGACGGCUCAGGAAGCUCCAGCCACUGUCCAGUCAAGAAGCACGAGGGUAGACUCUACGAGCUCUACCGUUCCAAGUGCCCGGGGUUGUUGAGGCAGCGUAUGGAUGUGUUCUAUGUGCAGCCAGAGGCAUCGGGCUGCAGCAGUGACAGUGACAGCUCCCUGUGGUUCUCCUCUACUCCUCUGGAACGCAGUGUCCUGGAGAGCAUCCUCACCCCUCUCCUCCUGGUCAAAGACAUCUACAGAGAACGCCAUCUAGAAGAGGAGAAGGAGGGAGGUGUGGAAUAGAGUCCACUCUUCCUCUCCAUCUCAGAGAAGAGGAGGAUUAGGGUCCUCUUUUCUUCCAUCCAGUCCCAUCCUCAACAACAUUACAACUGGGUUGCUGCAUUCUCUAUCUUUUACACCAUUACUCCACCAUUACUCACCGAUCUCAGGCCAGCUGUGAGCGUACAGUGGAUGUCAGGUGAGAAGGAACUACACAUCGUAGAAAUAGAAUGUAUAGAACGGGCAUACCCAUUUAAGUCAAUAAUGGCUUAAUGGGUGAGCUGGUGGUGUUUACCAGUCAAAUUGUUAGGGUUAGAGGUUCCAAGCCUGUUCUAUUCAUUCUAUUUCUAUGCUGCACAUGCCCAGAGCUGAUCGGAGGAAAGCAUUUCCCUGAACGGCCAAGGAAGGGGACUCAGUCUGCAAGUAGCUAGGGGUGAUAUUGGGAGUGUGUUGUAUGAAAAGCAAAUUCCCCAUGAACUGCUGCUCUUCCUUCCGUAGGGGAAGUCCGUUCACGUGAUGUAGCAUUACUUACUAAGCCCAGAUUGGGCUGCUAUGCUGUGUAAAUAUUUCUGAAAGUUAAGUAGGGGAUGGGAAGAGACAGACAUCCACCAGAAUCCAUCCCACUGAAUCCUCCUCAGCUUUGACCCCCAGAAGCCUUUUAAAGAUAAGACAUUUAUUUAUUGCGGUUGAUUGAUUGGUCUUGGUUCUAUUGUAUGUUUGUUCUUUGUACGCCGGGAUGGGAUGCGUGUUCCAUUGUGAUGCGUGUGCCAUUUUUCUCUCCUCCGUUAAGAGCAUUAAUUAGUUGAUUAAUUAAACCUGCUGCAGCCUGGAGCUCUCCUGUGUCUCUGUCUUUCCCGUUUCUUUGUUCUGAGGGUGGAGGUAGGGGUGGCUGCAGGGUUAUUGUCUGGUGCUUCAGAAGACCUGCAGGGUUUUGUCUAGAGGGGAGACAGCUUUUAUCAAAAUUGACUUUUCGUAGCAUGUUAGGAGAAUUAGGUUAAGGUUUUGAAAAUGGUUAGGGUUAGCAAAUUUGACAAAAGCUGUAUCCCAUCUACAUGACCAAGUUGCCGGUACAAGUAUGAAGGAGAUGGUAUACUGCCUAAAGACUACAUAUUUUGUCUGUUUUAAUCCCUGUGCAUUUUGUUUUGUCUCAUUGAAGCUAUUUGAUGUUGAUUAUUUAGUUGUAAACGUAGCACUUGAUAAUGGGUGUUGUAUUACUCCCAGCUGAUGAGUUAUAUUCUGUUAACAUGGCAACUGAAACUGUUUGUGUUGUAACUAGGGUGGACAGAUCUCUUUCAGGAUUAGCACAUUAUAAACAUGCCUGGUGACGUUUUCCAAAUUCACUCCAUCUCCAGGCAUCCAAAUUACACUAGAAAGCUCUGCAUCUCCUGAACUUAUUUAUGUUUUUUUUUUAUUGUUACCCUUUUAAAUUUUAUUUGUAUUAUUUUCUAUCAAUAAAUGACAUGCAAAUACCUCGUUUUUACGUUGACUUCUGAAUCGGAUUUUCUUUGAAUGGCACCUACCUUGCCUUCCAUGUACUGUCUGUGGACUACGCUUCAAGGCUGGAGGAUGUCUGGAUGGAGCCUAUCAAGGAAAGGAGUCACAAUUGGUUCUCUGACUAGCCGGCUGGCUCCAAAGCCUAAUGUGAAUGUGCCUGUGUGUACUGAAAGUGUGUGUAACUUCUUGCCAGGUUAAUUCAGUGUGUGGGCUGAUCUGCCAAAUUGAUAAAAAUAAAUAAUUUAAUUUCUUA